UGCAAGGUCUGAACCUCCCUUUCCUUUCCAACCUUAGUCACCAUCAUCAUUAACUCUCCGCUCCAUUUGCUGAGUACCAGUCACCACCCAGCCACAGUAUAACCCUCAUCUGACCUCCUGCCCAUCAACUGCCUAAGCAGUGGAGAAGGAUGAGACGCAGGACAGUUUCUUCUGAAACCUCAGAGCUCUAUUUAGCCUUACUCACGUUUCAUCAUAGAGAAGAGCAGAGAAAAAUCAUUCUCAUUUCAAUGAAGGAGAAAUUGAGAUCCAAGGAGAGGCUGAGGGGUAUCUGGGUAGAACCCUAUUUGUCUGGUCCCAGUCCUUCUACCCCUCCAGCCUCAGAUCUAGAACCCAGAAGUAACCCCUUUUUCAUUAUCUUUGGGAUACUUCCCCUGUGGCCUUGGUUUUAUUCCUGUUAUUUACAGUCUGUCCUGAGGAUCCAGAGGCAAAAAGGAUCUUGAGGAGAGAGGAGGAGUUGGUAAAGGGAGUGGGGACAUAGGAAGGGUCAUGAGCCAAAAUGACGUGGCGACUUCUGACUUCCCUUUCCUAGAUUCAGGCUGAUGAGGGGGAAAUGGUGCUGUCCUGAUAGUUUCCACGGUCAGAGUCCUCAGGUGCUUCUGAAUGUGUUGGUGGGGAUACACCCCUCAGGGGUCAUUGGACUGGUGGCUCCUCUUAUGGACCGAGAGAAGAGGGAUAGUCUAUGUCCUCAGGGGAAAUACAACCACCCUCAAAAUCAUUCCAUCUGCUGUACCAAGUGCCACAAAGGAACCUACUUGUACAAUGACUGUCCAGGCCCAGGGCUGGACACGGACUGCAGGGAGUGUGAGAAUGGCACCUUUACUGCUUCAGAGAACCACCUCAGACAGUGCCUCAGCUGCUCCAUGUGUCGGAAAGAACUAUCCCAGGUGGAGCUUUCUCCUUGCACAGUGAACCAGGACACUGUGUGUGGCUGCAAGAAAAACCAGUUUCGCCAUUAUUUUAGUGGAAAACGUUUUCGCUGCAUGACCUGCAGCCUCUGCCUCAACGGAACCGUGCAUAUCCCCUGCCAGGAGAGCCAGAACACCGUGUGCAACUGCCAUUCAGGGUUCUUUCCAAAAGAAAAUGAGUGUGUCUCCUGCAGUGAAUGUAAGAAUACCCCAGACUGCAUGAAUUCGUGUCCACCUUUAUCUGAAAAUGUUCAGAACCCUCUGGACUCAGGUACUACAGUGCUGUUGCCCCUGGUGAUCCUCUUUGGUCUUUGUCUUUUUUCUUUACUCCUCAUUGGUUUAAUGUGCCGCUACCCUCGGUGGAAGUCCAAACUCUACUCCAUUGUUUGUGAAAAAUCAACUCCUGUAAAAGAGGGGGAGCUUGAAGGAAUUCCCACCAAGCACCAAGACUCAGGCUCCAGUCCCUUCCUCAGCCCCACCCAACCCUCCUGCCCCACUGAUUGGUCCAACUUCAGGGCUGUGUCAUCUCUGAGGGAGGUGACCCCAACCCACCAAGGAGCUGACCCCAUCCUCACCAUGCCUGUCACCUCCACGCCCAUCGUCACCCAGGUUCAGAAGUGGGAGGACACCGCCCGCAUGCAGCGCCCUGAUGCAGACCCUGCGACGCUGUAUGCAGUGGUGGAUGGAGUGCCCCCGUCGCGCUGGAAGGAGUUGGUGCGGCGUCUGGGACUGGGUGAGCACGAGAUCGAGAGGCUGGAGCUGCAGAACGGGCGCUGCCUGCGCGAGGCGCACUACAGCAUGCUGGCUGCAUGGCGGCAGCGCACACCACGACACAAGGCCACUCUGGACCUGCUGGGCCAAGUGCUCCGCGACAUGGACCUGCUCGGCUGUCUGGAGGACAUAGAGGAGGCGCUGCGUAGCUCCUCCUCCUUCUCGCCCACACCCAGCCUCCUCCGAUGAGGCCACGCCCCCGCCUCAGGGAAGAACACUGUCCUUGUGACCGCUGCUUCCAACUCGGGCUUCCUGCAGGGAUGAUCUUGCGACAUGCCCCCUGGACCUCGUUUUCUGGAGAGAAAGGGCCUUGGAGGGAAAGGCGAGAGCCGGCAGCCGGAGUCACUUACUCGGUGCUACCCGCUCCGUGUAUAUAGCUUUUCUCAGCUUGGCUGAGAGUUUCCAGAGCCCAAAGAGUGGUUUCUGGGAUAGGUGCACCGUGCCUCAUGCCUGUUUUGGGUGUGGGGGACCCAGCAAGACUGCCUAGGGGCUCCUGGUUGGUCCUGGGCCCUUUUUCACAAUAGAUAAGCAAUCUUUGAAUCAAUUAUAUCACACUAAUGGAAACUUGGCACCAUUUGCCCCCUUCCGGGCAAGCACAGAGUAAGCUGAAUUGUCCCAAAGCAGGGGCAAGCACAGAACAAUGGGACUUCCAGCUGGAGCUAUGGACUUUUGUAAAUACACUAAAACUGGGAAAUUAAACCUCUGUGCCUGGA
Messenger RNA from Ictidomys tridecemlineatus (thirteen-lined ground squirrel), 2410 nucleotides. It is a transcript of the gene Tnfrsf1a, whose product is annotated as TNF receptor superfamily member 1A. Gene Ontology annotation, cellular component: membrane raft; signaling receptor complex. Gene Ontology annotation, molecular function: tumor necrosis factor receptor activity; tumor necrosis factor binding. The record is from RefSeq and is a predicted model, not a curated record. Gene Ontology annotation, biological process: prostaglandin metabolic process; inflammatory response; tumor necrosis factor-mediated signaling pathway. NCBI's taxonomy places the organism in Eukaryota, Metazoa, Chordata, Mammalia, Rodentia, Sciuridae.